This is a messenger RNA of Helianthus annuus (common sunflower), 1360 nucleotides long. Its product is annotated as probable UDP-arabinopyranose mutase 2. Gene Ontology annotation, cellular component: Golgi apparatus; cytosol. The coding region runs from base 109 to 1173 and encodes 354 amino acids. Gene Ontology annotation, biological process: plant-type cell wall biogenesis; UDP-L-arabinose metabolic process. Gene Ontology annotation, molecular function: UDP-arabinopyranose mutase activity. The record is from RefSeq and is a predicted model, not a curated record. The transcript has 4 exons. NCBI's taxonomy places the organism in Eukaryota, Viridiplantae, Streptophyta, Magnoliopsida, Asterales, Asteraceae.
CAUCAUAGGUACAAUCCAACUCAUUGCACAAUUCUUUCAACCCUCUAUAUAUACCCCAUCUCCACCUCUUCAACCCUCCACACACAAGCCCACCCUCUUUCAACAACAAUGGCUUCCUCCGUAACCCCCACCCCCUUAUUAAAAGACGAACUCGACAUCGUAAUCCCCACAAUCCGAAACCUCGAUUUCCUCGAGAUGUGGCGGCCAUUCUUCCAACCGUAUCAUCUGAUCAUCGUACAAGACGGCGAUCCUUCGAAGGUCAUUAAAGUUCCCGAAGGUUUCGAUUAUGAACUCUACAAUCGAAACGAUAUUAAUAGGAUUCUGGGUCCUAAAUCUUCUUGUAUCUCGUUUAAGGAUUCUGCUUGUCGGUGCUUUGGUUAUAUGGUGUCUAAGAAGAAGUAUAUCUUCACCAUUGAUGAUGAUUGCUUUGUUGCUAAAGAUCCAUCUGGGAACGAUAUCAAUGCACUUGAGCAACACAUCAAGAACCUAUUGUCUCCAUCAACACCAUUUUUCUUUAACACACUUUAUGACCCAUAUAGGGAGGGAGCCGAUUUUGUUCGUGGAUAUCCAUUUAGUCUUCGUGAGGGUGUCCCGACUGCUGUUUCUCAUGGGCUUUGGCUUAACAUCCCUGAUUAUGAUGCUCCCACUCAACUUGUCAAGCCUCGUGAGAGGAACACGAGGUUUGUUGAUGCGGUUUUAACCAUACCGAAGGGCACCCUCUUCCCCAUGUGUGGAAUGAAUCUUGCUUUUGACCGUGAGUUAAUCGGACCAGCAAUGUACUUUGGUCUCAUGGGCGAUGGUCAGCCAAUUGGGCGGUACGAUGACAUGUGGGCUGGCUGGUGCAUCAAGGUGAUCUGUGACCAUCUAGGAUUAGGCGUGAAGACGGGUUUGCCAUACAUCUGGCACAGCAAAGCGAGCAACCCGUUUGUGAACCUGAAAAAGGAAUACAAGGGUAUCUACUGGCAAGAGGAGCUAAUCCCGUUCUUCCAAGCCGCCACCCUGCCAAAAGAGUGCACCACGGUUCAGAGCUGCUACAAGGAGCUCUCCAAACAAGUCAAGGCUAAGCUCGGGAAAAUUGAUGACUACUUCAACAAGCUAGCUGACGCCAUGCUCACGUGGAUUGAAGCGUGGGACGAGCUCAACCCGUCUACGCAGCUUGCCAACGGGAAGUAGAGAUAAACAUAGUUUGAUUACUAUCGAUUUUCUUAUACUAUGAGACUCAUAUGUUUCUGUGAGCUCUUUUUUAAAGUAUUUUUGAUCAUUUCUGCAGUAUGAAUUUUUGGAUUACGAGGAUGAUAGCUUUGUUUAUCUUCUUUUUUCUUUUUAAUAUAUUGUAGUCUAUCUUAUUUAUUUUUGGAUA